This is a messenger RNA of Penicillium roqueforti, 1227 nucleotides long. RefSeq lists its product as uncharacterized. Lineage: Eukaryota; Fungi; Ascomycota; Eurotiomycetes; Eurotiales; Aspergillaceae. Gene Ontology annotation, molecular function: glycosyltransferase activity. The transcript has 2 exons. Gene Ontology annotation, biological process: GPI anchor biosynthetic process. Gene Ontology annotation, cellular component: Golgi membrane. The record is from RefSeq and is a predicted model, not a curated record. The coding region runs from base 1 to 1227 and encodes 408 amino acids.
AUGGCCGCACGCAGACAGUCUUCCCGUGACCCGUCCUCAAUAUUUUUCGAUCCAACAAAGGCCUAUGAUCCUGUCUAUUCAGCUAUCAGGCUUGAGCAGGCAGCUUCUUUCAUUGAUAAAGCGAACAAUGCUACAGAGUCGCAGAUACAAAGAGUUCCACGGCAACCUAAAUUUUGCCUGGGAAUUGCCACCAUUGCGCGAAAGGGGGCCAGCUAUUUCCAAGCUACUGUAGGCACAUUCCUUGAGGGCCUGAGUGAGGAAGAAAGGGCAGACAUUCACUUGAUUCUAUUCAUCGCGCACACGGAUCCGUCACAACAUCCUGCGUAUGCAGAGCCGUGGUUGUACAAACUAGCGGAUGAAGUGUUGCUUUACAACGCCUCCGAAAUCGACAUUGAUCAUAUACGCUCUCUAGAAACAAAUGAGGCCAAAAUAGCAGGCCGUGAGAAGGCUCUCUUUGACUACACAUAUCUGUUAAACGCAUGUGCAAACAUCGACACGCCGUACGUCAUUAUGCUUGAAGAUGAUCUCGUUGCUUUAGAUGGCUGGUAUCAUCGCACUAAAGCUGCUUUGUCCUCUGCGGAAGAACAGACUCGAGAAAUGGGAGCGGCGAAUUGGCUAUACCUGCGCCUUUUUUACACCGAAGAAUAUUUUGGUUGGAACGGUGAAGAAUGGCUUACAUACCUUUUCUUUUCCAUCCUUGUCGUCUGCUUCGUGGCCUGCGUCCCCCUGGUCCUCCGACAAUUCAAUCACCAUGCCCGUUCCUUUCUACCGAAUAUGACAAUAAUUAUUUGGAGUGGUAUAUUCACACCAUUGUUGAUUGGGCUCUUUUUUGCCAUGGGCCGUGUGACGAUGCUCCCUCGAGCAAACGGCGUGCAUCAAAUGCCCAGAUUUGGAUGUUGUUCGCAAGCCUUUGUCUUCCCCCAGUCACGGAUACCGGAGCUUGUCGGGCUAUACACAUCCAAGCAUAUCGGAUACGUCGACGUGCUCACCGAGGAAUAUGCAAAUGCGAGAAAUGAGAUUCGCUGGGCAGUGACGCCAAGCAUUGUACAGCAUGUUGGGCGGAAGAGCUCUAAGGGUGUUGACAACGAUAUCUCAUCACACGUCAAAAUCAAGUCAAAGGCUGAGUUGACAGUUGUAGAGAAGCUUUGGAAUUUCGAGUUUGAGAUGAACGAUGCAGAAGCUUUGCGCGCGGAACAUGAUGCUGUGAAGCAGCGAGGGGGUUCGUAA